AUGUCUUCCAACGAGAGCUCCCCCUACACCAUCCCCUACACUGGCGCGCCUGGCCAGCAGGUCGCUGGCGUCAUUGUCCCCGCCUCCUCCAAGGAGACUGGACCUGCUGCCCAUCCCGCUGCUCCCCAGGACCAGAAGGACCAGGCCUCCUUCCAGCGCCCCGUUGUUGCUGAGGAGCCUUCUGCCCCCAACAUGGAUCACUCCAAGGGCGAGUCCAUGAUGAUGUCUGGCGCCAAUGGUAUGGGCGUUACCAGCGACUCCAACUCUGCUUCUCGCCGCAGCUCGGUUGUCCCCACCACUUCCACUGGUCCCUCUGACCGCAUUCCUGGUCGCUUUGCCUCUGCCUCUGCUGGCAAGGAUGGCAUUGCCACCAUUCUCCCAGAGCACCGUGGCUCCAAGGACAUCCACUCCUCCGAGAAGAAGGAGGACAAGACCCCCAAGGCCCAAGGCUCCCAGUCUCAGGGCACUGCUUCCUUUGGUCUGGAUGGUGCCUCGGACACCCCCAGGGUCUUGCGCAACCCGUACAUCAUUCCCAUCUCGGGUCGUCUCAGUCGCAAUGACAGCCCCAUGCUCUUCCGCGAGCUUCAGACUACUCGCUUCGAGAAUGAGCAGCUUCGUCAGAUGCUCCAUUCCUCCAACGUCGUGGCCUAUCAGUGGUACUGCAAGUGUGUCAACUCUAACAACCAGGUCAACGAGCUCAAGGCCGCCAAGGAUCUCCUUACCAGCACCGUCUUGAGCCUCAACUCCAAGGUUCAGCAGAUGGAUCCUGACAUGUACUGCAACCUUCCUGCCAGCCUCAAGGAGAUGUUGGAGGACAUCCGAGAGGAGUGGAAGUACGAUGAGUGGUACAAGGCCUUCAUCGACCCUGCCAGUGACGACUACGUUCCCCAGAACUGGAUCCUCGACAGCGACUUGGAGGAGGAGGUCCACGGCCUUGGCAUCAGCACUGCCUCCAGCCACGCUUCUGACGUCUAA
Molecule: messenger RNA, 975 nt
Organism: Colletotrichum karsti
Lineage: Eukaryota; Fungi; Ascomycota; Sordariomycetes; Glomerellales; Glomerellaceae
Exons: 2
Coding region: 1-975 (324 amino acids)
Source: RefSeq, a predicted model, not a curated record